This is a messenger RNA of Magnolia sinica, 938 nucleotides long. RefSeq names its product transcription factor IBH1. Lineage: Eukaryota; Viridiplantae; Streptophyta; Magnoliopsida; Magnoliales; Magnoliaceae. The record is from RefSeq and is a predicted model, not a curated record. The coding region runs from base 140 to 592 and encodes 150 amino acids. Gene Ontology annotation, biological process: regulation of DNA-templated transcription. The transcript has a single exon.
CCUUAGAGGAUCUCUCUCUCUCUCUCUCUCUCUCUCUCUCUCUCUCUCUCUAUUCAAAUUUUCUCUCACACACAAUACCAUCUUUCUCUAUUUAUGUUGCUCUCUUUUUCUUAAAGGGUAUUUAAAUCGUGAUCUAUCUAUGUACAUGCACCCUGAGCGCCAAUCCCUCAAGACCAUGUUCGCUUUUCGUUUCCUUGGAGCCCUUGCAAGAAUAAACCAACGUAGAUCCUCUUCAUCUGCAGCCACCACCAUCAUCAAACGCAGCCGGAGGAUCAAGCUCGCAGCCGACGCUUCCAUGGCUUCCACUGUCGGUACCAAAAGAGACUGGAGUCGAGCCGUUCUCCGCAAGCUGCGGAACCGAUCUAGGCCCCGCACUAUUCCAAUUAGGACAAAGGUCUCCAUGGCCAAGAGAAAGAGAGCCUUCGGUGGCCCCCAACCUGAGCUCAGCCAAGCUGACAAGCUCCGAUACCUUCUUCCUGGUGGCAAAGCAAUGGAUUUCUGCAGCUUGUUGGACGAAACCGCCAGUUACAUAAAGUGUCUUACAACUCAGGUACAGGUCAUGCAGAAAAUCGCAGAUUCCUUGGGUCUUUAAGGUUAGUUUCAUAUUUUAAAUAAUAUAUACAUGAAAGAAAAAACAAAGAAGAAGAAGAAGAAGAAGAAGAAGAAGAAGAAGAAGAAGAAGAGAGAGAGAGAGAGAGAGAGAGAGAGAGAGAGAGAGAGAGAGUCAUUAGAAUAAACAAUGGAAGAAGGAACAGUUCUAGGUUGGAGUGCUUUUAGCUUUUGUAGACUUGAAUGAGAGAGUUUUAUUACUGUCCUUAAAGGUAAGUCGAUGUACAUUAAAGGGCGUUUGGUGCAUGUAAAAAGGGUUAAUGGGAUUCUAUUUUACAUGUAAAUAGAUUACCUGGUUUACAGUAUUAUGAAUUUAGUUUUUAUUUAUU